AUGAAAACAGAAGGGCUGGUUUCUGUGCUACACCUUGUUUUUAUUUUGAAUGUGGUAGAUGAAGCUACUGGGUUGCGAGUGAAAGUGCCUUCACUGCCCAUUCAGGCAGAAGAUGACGCCGUCCAUGGCAAAGGAACUGCAGGUUGCUCUUUCGGGGACAGGCUGUACGCACUGCGGGAUACCUGGCACCCAGACCUGGGACAACCCUUCGGAAUCAUGCACUGUGUCGUUUGCCACUGCGAGCCGCAAAUAAAUCGAAGAGGCAAAGUUAAUGGCAAAGUAAACUGCCGAAAUAUUAAACACGACUGUCCCGAGCUGCAGUGUCGUGUUCCUGUUCUCCUGCCCGGACACUGCUGCAGAACAUGCCCGAAGAAACCAGAGGAGAUGUUCGAUGGAUUUGAAUAUUUUCCUCUUGAAAAGGAGGACAAUCUGCAAAAAAGUCCCAAUGAUCGUUCUUACAUCAGCUCUGAGGAUAUUUCAAUGGACGAUAGUAGAACAGAUUUUGUAGCCUUGCUCACGGGAACAUCUGGACGAUCGCCAGCAUCCAAAGGCGUGGCCAAGGCUCGACUCACUCUGGUCAGAUCCAACCUCAUCUUUGCCAUUCAUUAUGAAAGACUCAGCCGUCCUAUCAGGGUUAGCUUUCGGGAUCGUGAUGGUAUUAUUUUAUUUGAACACCCUGUCCACAAGACAUCUUCUCCUCAAAGCAAUCUGAUCUGUGGCAUGUGGAGGAAUGUGCAUAAACCUUACAUCAAGCUCCUCAAAUCUGAUCAGCUCCAUGUUGCUUUGAUGACACAGCCCCAACCAGAUGUUAGCAUCCAAGGCAAGAUUGUUAAGCACAGAGCACUUUUCGCUGAAACAUUUAGCUCUGUUCUGACUUCGCCGAACCCCGAAUGCUCAGGGCUGGGUGGUAUUGCCAUGCUGACACUCAGCGACGUUGAGAAUAACUUACACUUCAUCAUCAUGUUUGAGGGUUUGCUGAGGAGGAAUAAGAAAGAUCAUAGCAUGGUGCCUGUGCGAGUGCAGCUGCUUUACAGAAACCAAGCACUGAGAGAAGUCCGAGGCAACAUAACAACCCGAGACACUGAUUUUGCUGAAGUGCUGACUGAUCUCAGUAACAAAGAGAUGUUCUUGCUUUCACGUGGCCAGCUAGAAAUUGCCCUGGAGACUGAGGACAGAAAUCCAAAUCGUAUUUCAGGAUUCAUCACAGGCAAGAAAACAUGUGAUACUAUUCAGAGUGUACUAUCAGGUGGAAAUGCUCUUACACCAACCAAAACUGGUGCUGUUGGCUCAGCGAAAUUUACUUUGCAUGAUAAUGGUACUCUAGAAUUCCAGGUACAAGUAGCUGGUACAGCCAGUGAAGUCAUAGGACUCACAAUUGAAACAAAACCUCGGCGCAAGAACAAACGCAAUAUUUUGCAUGACCAAACUUCUGACUACAGGAAUGGUUUUGCAAUUGGAGUCAGUGAUAGGCUGAAUGCGAGAGACAUUCAUAUGUUGUUACAGAAUGAGCUUUUUAUCAAUGUUGCAACAAAGGAGUAUGAAGAUGGGGAGCUAAGAGGACAAAUCAAUUCUUUACUCUAUAGUGGUCUUCAAGCAAGAUACCAUGAGCUUCCAAUUCCUCUAGCUGGACAAUUUGUGGUGCCCCCUAUUAAGACUGGUUCAGCAGGACAUGCGUGGGUAUCCUUGGAUGAACAUUGCCACCUGCAUUAUGAGAUAGUUGUGUCAGGGCUCAGCAAAGCUGAAGAUAUUACAAUUAAUGCACAUCUCCAUGGAUUUGCUGAGAUUGGGGAAAUGGAUGAUAAUAGCGGAGAACACAAGCGCCUUCUUAAAGGUUUUUAUGGAUCAGAGGCUCAAGGAAUACUAAAGGACAUCAGCACUGAUCUUCUAAGACAUCUUAAUAGAGGAACUGCAUUUAUACAAGUUAGCACGAAACUUAAUCCCAAAGGAGAGAUACGAGGCCCGGUGCUGAUUCAAAACCAGUGCGAAUCGAAAGGAUUUGUUACACCUAAAGAACCUGAUUAUGAAGAAAGUCUCUUUCAGGAAAUUAAACCUGAUCCAGAGGAGUUGAAGAAAGAUCCAAAUUCUUGUUUUUUUGAAGGGCAACAGCGAGCACAUGGGUCUCAGUGGGCACCAGACUACGACCGGAAAUGCUCCAUCUGCAGUUGCCAGAAAAGGACUAUAAUAUGUGACCCAAUCAUAUGCGCUCCUCUGAACUGUUCAGAAAUUGUCCAUGUUGACGAUAAAUGCUGUCCUGUUUGCAAAGAUAAAGUAGAAACACAAGAUGAAAAGAAAACAGAAGUCGAGCAUGUUGAAGGUUGCUAUUUUGAUGGGGACAAGAAAUGGCAUCCUGCUGGGACAACCUGGCAUCCAUUUGUACCACCCUUUGGCUAUGUGAAAUGUGCAGUGUGCACUUGUAAGGGGGCUACUGGGGAGGUUCAUUGUGAGAAGGUUCAAUGUCCUCAUCUACCAUGUAGCCAACCUGUUAGAAAGAAUGUAUCAGACUGCUGCAAAGAGUGCCCAGAGAUUGCCCCUUUUGACCACACAGACAUGAUGCAGGCUGAUGGGCCCAGGCCCUGCAAAUUUGGGCGUCAUACAUACAUGAACAAUAAUAAAUGGCAUCCCGAAGUUCCUCCGUUUGGGGAAAUGAAAUGCAUUACUUGCUGGUGUGAUGAAGGGUCCACAAAGUGCCAACGAGAGAAGUGUCCAGUACUGACAUGUGAGAACAUUAUAAAGCAACAACAUAAAUGUUGUCCAGAGUGUGAAGAUCUGACUUCAUAUUAUGAUGAAGAUGGAGAGAAGUUAAAAGGCCGAAAGAAGGGGAAAAGUAGCUGGAAUGCCAAACCAUCAUUGGACUGA
Hemiscyllium ocellatum (epaulette shark) is the source of this 2856-nucleotide messenger RNA. RefSeq names its product chordin (gene chrd). The record is from RefSeq and is a predicted model, not a curated record. The transcript has 23 exons. Gene Ontology annotation, biological process: multicellular organism development. Bases 1 to 2856 code for a protein of 951 amino acids. NCBI's taxonomy places the organism in Eukaryota, Metazoa, Chordata, Chondrichthyes, Orectolobiformes, Hemiscylliidae. Gene Ontology annotation, molecular function: protein binding.